Gopherus evgoodei (Goodes thornscrub tortoise) is the source of this 1162-nucleotide messenger RNA. It is a transcript of the gene VCPKMT, whose product is annotated as valosin containing protein lysine methyltransferase. The record is from RefSeq and is a predicted model, not a curated record. Gene Ontology annotation, biological process: peptidyl-lysine methylation. NCBI's taxonomy places the organism in Eukaryota, Metazoa, Chordata, Testudines, Testudinidae. Gene Ontology annotation, molecular function: protein-lysine N-methyltransferase activity. Gene Ontology annotation, cellular component: cytosol; cytoplasm. The coding region runs from base 1 to 648 and encodes 215 amino acids. The transcript has 6 exons.
AUGGCGGGGCCGGGCUUCGUGCGGACGCUGGAGAAGCGGGACGGCUCGGCGCUGCGGCUGGAGCAGCGCGGCGCGGGCGGGGUGGGCUGCGUGGUGUGGGACGCCGCCCUGGUCCUGGCCAAGUUCCUGGAGAGCGGGGCCCUGGGCCUGCGCCGCUGCGCCGUGCUGGAGCUGGGCGCGGGCACCGGCGCCGUGGGCAUCAUGGCGGCCACGCUGGGGGCAGAUGUGACCGUUACUGAUCUUGAGGAACUUCAGGAUUUGCUGAAUAUUAAUAUUGAAAAGAACAAGCAUCUUGUCACAGGCUCAGUUCAAGCCAAGGUACUGAAAUGGGGAGAAGAUGUAAAAGAAUUUCUGCCUGCACCAGAUUAUAUACUUAUGGCAGACUGCAUUUACUAUGAGGAGUCAUUAGAGCCAUUACUGAAGACCCUGAAAGACCUUUCAGGUCCGGAUACCUGUGUCAUAUGUUGUUACGAACAAAGGACUAUGGGUAAGAACCCAGAAAUAGAGAAAAAAUACUUUGAGCUGCUCCAGAAGGACUUUGAGUUGGAAAAGGUUCCACUGGAGAAACAUGAUGAGGAGUAUCGGAGUGAGGACAUUCACAUCUUGAACAUCCGAAGGAAAAAAAAUGGCAGGAAUUUCCCAUCAUGAGAUCUUUGACCAUGUUAUCUGAUCCUCUGGAGAGAAGAGAGAGUGUAAAUUAACUCAAAGAGGCUGUCUCCAAAGCUGUUCAUGGCUCAUCUACAGAAUGUCUUCUGGACAGCGGAUUUGAGAUGAGAUAUAAGGAGGCAGUGGGUCAGUCGUUAUAGAACCACAGGCAGUAUCCGUCUUAGAGGACAAACGUGAUCUGUUAAUAUUGACAAAGCAGCCUCACCAAGAGAGAGCUAAAAAUGGGACUGAAAUGUAACCUAGACUGAUGUCCUGUUCAUGGGCCAGCUGUAUAGAUGGGAGGGCUACACUGGUGAAUUGGAGACACAUACAGUGUGCUGAGUUCAAACAAAUCAGAUCCAAGCGUUCAAUAACAAAGCCUGUCUGAACAGGAGGGCGUGCAGGAAGCUGAAGGUCACCCACUUUUCCCGAAGAGGAAACUCCUUAUCCUGACUGAAUUUUACCUUAAAUUUAAGAGCAGAUGUCUAUGUAUACUUCAUAAAGAGUUUGUACUCGA